GAACUUGCGCAAAGAGACUGUUUUAAUCAUUCCCCUUGUUUUGCUUCCUGGUGUGGCCUUGCCUAAAACAACUGCUACAUGUAUACUGUAUUCUGCAAGUCUUGUUUAGUUCAACCCCUGUUCUUAACGUCUUUCCCCCUCCCCUCAGUUCAGGAGCGCCAGCCACUCUGAGCUUACCGCCCCUUCAGUGAUUGAAGAAGCUCGAUUUGAAUCUCUCAUGUGCUCCCCCUGGGUUUGGCCUUUGCAGGUGCUGCAGGAGGAAGGUCUGAGCUCCGCUAUCCCGGACUGGCUCUGUCAGUUCUUACAUUCUUGGUGGCUUUUGUUGCCUCUCAUUAUGUUGCUGGUAGUUGCUGCUUUCAUCGUGGCCUUCGUACUUCUGCUGUACAUGGUCUCACCGUUGAUUAGCCCCAAACCUCUCAAAUUAAACGGUGCCCAUGUAGUGGUAACAGGAGGCUCCAGUGGUAUUGGUAAAUGUAUUGCUAUUGAGUGUUACAAGCAAGGUGCUUUUAUAACUCUGGUGGCACGAGAUGAGAACAAACUGCUACAAGCAAAAAAGGAGAUCGAAAAACAUGCUAUUAAUGACAAACAGAUAGUACUGUGCAUAUCUGUUGAUGUGUCCAAGGAAUAUGGUCAAGUUGAAAGCGUCAUUAAGCAAGCACAGGAAAAACUGGGGCCAGUUGACAUGCUAGUUAACUGUGCUGGGAUAACAGUGGCUGCAAAGUUUGAAGAGGUUGAAGUGGAUUGCUUCAAGAGAUUGAUGGAGGUCAAUUAUCUGGGCAGUGUGUAUCCAACAAGGGCAGUGAUUCCCACCAUGAAGGAGAGGAGGAUGGGAAGGAUUGUGUUUGUGUCCUCGCAGGCUGGGCAGCUAGGCCUGUUUGGGUACACCGCUUAUUCACCGUCCAAAUUUGCCCUUCGUGGAUUGGCUGAAUCCCUGCAGAUGGAGAUAAAACCUUACAAUAUUUACGUAACAGUAGCUUAUCCACCAGACACAGACACCCCUGGGCUUGCAGAAGAGAAUAAAACCAAGCCGUUGGAGACCAAAUUGAUCUCUGAAACAUCUUGCCUUUGCCAACCAGAGCAAGUCGCUAAAGUGAUAGUUAAAGAUGCUGUGCAAGGUAAUUUCAACAGUUCUGUGGGUCCAGAUGGCUAUAUGCUUUCCGCACUGACCUGUGGAAUGUCACCUGUCACUUCUAUCACUGAAGGACUUCAACAGAUUGUCACCAUGGGCCUUUUCAGGACAAUUGCACUGUUUUAUCUGGGAAGCUUUGACAGCAUUGUUCGCCGCUGCAUGAUGCAGAGAGAACAGUUAAAAAAAACAGACAAGACUGAAUAAAUAAUCUCCUCCGGGACCUCUGUUGGAGAUCUGGAGUAGACUUGUCAGAGUGGCAACAUCCCCCAGCCCUCCAACACAUUCGGAGACCGGAGAGUUACUGAUGAUUGUACUCCUGAGAAGCAAUGACGGACAGUGAAAAUGAAUUGCAUUCACCAGGUACUGGUGUUAUGCCAAAGAAAUGCAAAUGUAAGGGGUAUGAAAGGCAUUGCUGUGCAGUAUUAUUUUGAACCAUGCUGGUGCAACAGUUUUGUUUUUUGUGUGUUAAUUUUUUUCUGGUUUUAUAGUGUUUUUGUUUUUUAGUCUGGUAUUUUGUUAUAGUUUAGUUAUAAGGUCUUCUACUGAAUAUCCAUCCCAAGGCAUUCCAAGAACUUGUAGAACAGCUUGGUAGGAGUAUGAAAUAUCAGUCUUAUCCUAGCUAAUAUAUUUUUGUUUAGAUUCACAUUGCAUCAUUUUUUGUUUGUCAUCACUUAUGGGUGACUUUAAUAUUUAGAACCCAAAGCAUCAUGACUACCUUCCAUUUUCAUCUGAUACAUUUUGGGGGAUUUUUCCAAGUCCCUUGUAGUGUAAUACUUUGGCCAGACUACCUACUUACUUACCUACCUAUCUAUCUAUCUACCUACCUACCUACCUACUUACCAACCAACCACAGAGUAGUGAUAAUGUUGCUAAUAAACUGUCUUAUUGUAAACACUACUAACAUGCUGUAAGAAUUUUUGAUGUCCAUGUUUUAGAUGAGUCACACGUUUGUCUCCCCUGACAACUGUCCUCCCCAGCAGAUAUUGUUUUAUGUGCAGCCAUGCAGGUAGAUAUUUUUAGCUUUUCCACAUGAUAUUCCUUCCAUACAGCAACGUCUGAGUUCUCAGAUUCAGAAUAAUGAUAGGCUUGCACACAACCAAAGAAUACAAUCUGUUUGGAGUCUACCUUUCUAGCAGCUGUGCACUUUAGAUAUAGUAAGCAACAGUACCUGCUAUAUACUCUUCAAAACAAGAUGUUGCAUUCAAGGGUCUAUCCUGUGGAGACAUUUUAAGUAAAUGUCUGACACACACACUGUGAUACUCUUGAACUGAAAUGCCUGCCUACUUCAAUUUUGUGUUUUAUGCAAAGUAAGCAAAUUAUUAACAAACACCUUUUGUAUUUUUUUUUUUUGUAAUUAUGUAUUAUUGUUUUGAUGCAUUUAUUUUAUUGAAGUUGUGACGCACUUCAGGGCGCACUUCUAUUACUGAAGGUGUCCUGCAACGUCAGGAAUAUUUCAGUUAGCACAGUCAACACACACAGUACAAUGUGUUUAAGACAGUCAGUACACUAAAUUGAAGAGGGCAUGUAUUCUCAAAAGGGGACUUUUUCUGAUGUAUUUUUUUCCCAUUCUGUUGACCCUUUGUUGUUUCAGAUGUUUGUUAUAUAACACUAUCAGUUGUUUCUAUUAAAGUAAGCAAAGCAUGGUGCAAGUGACUUGUGACGAUGACAUUUUUCGCUUCUCUACGUAAAUUAUUACAAAACCUGCAGUAUACAUUAUCAGAAAAUGCUACACUAAAAUAAAGCUUAGUGUGAUUGUGGUGGUGACAUUACCGACCAAAUGACAUAAGGCUGAAAUGAAUUUAACUUGAAUUUUUAAAUGUAGAAAAUAAAGGCAUUUGGCUUACCAGUGUAACCUUUAUUAUAGCAUUGUGCCACUGAUGAUAAAAUAAGCCAUCUUGCCUGCAAUACAAUUGAUAUAAACAUCCAGGCCAUUUUACUAGUAUGCACCUCACCACGUUGCUUCAGAAUCAUGGUAGUCCUUUUCUGUAAACCAGCAAUUUGUUUUUAACACUGAACAGAAUGGAGUAGGUAGUCCUCACUACCAGUUGUAUCCUUACCUGUAGCCUGGUCUGUCUAAGUUCCCAGAAUCUGCAUUAGUAGACUUCUAAACCUUCUAGAUUAAGUUUUGGUUUCUUCUCUCUGAAAUCACUGAACUAAUAGUAGGGGCAAUGUUUCUAUUUUUGUGUUAUAGAAAUAUUAUUACCUAAUAUUCUCUUUCCUUUUAGUACGUGAUUGAUGGCUUCAUCCGAGGAGAAUGGUACUCCUAAUGAUAAAAUCAUAGUGAUGAGAAAUUAGCUGUACAUAUCGUAGUAGUACUAAAAUCUUAUUUCGUAGCUUGUGAAAGGUUGUAAUAAGAGCCUUACGUAAAUCAGUUGUGCCUGCGAUAAACCAGCAAGUAAACAGCACUUUUGCCACUAUCCGUGAAACCCCAUUGUACACUUGCUGCUUUAUUGGAGGUGGAUCAGUCCUAAAGGAACAGUGGUUCUUGCCAUGUUUUAAAGAACUAAUAGCCAAAAAAAAAAAACUUGUAUGAUUUAUGGAACACUCAAUCAUAAACUCUGUGGACAUUAUAAGAAACUUAAGUAGACAAACCUGAUCGGUUUAAUAAAGGCAUAGAUGUUUGUCAGUUUGAUUGAGGAGCUAAUUCAAGACGUUAAUUCUGUCCUUUUCACUCCUGUUUCCACACAGGACAAAAUGCCAAAUAUCUGUACACGUGGGAUCAUGUGAUAAGCACUUAAUUUAAACACAUUAUGCCUCUGGAAAAUAUGAUUGACUUAUGGAAAAAAAAAAAAGACAAAUAACGCAGGCACUAUUUUUUGAUUGAUCACCAGUUUCUUCUAGAAUUAUAUUCUUAAUAACUGAACAUGUUUGUCCAAAAGUAAUGUUUACUGUUAUGUUUUUUUUAUUUUUUUGUAUGCUAAGCUUUAUUUGUCAUGUGAAAUUGCAGUUUUUCUUUCUGUAAAGAAUGUCUUAAACAAAUUCCAAGGAUGAGCAUGAGAACAGAUAAUUGAUUCUGAUUCUUUUAAAAUGAUUAUCUCAUUUGAGGGGCUUGAUGCAUUGUUCAACGUAAGGCUGUAGUUCACUACAGAAUGAAUGUCUGUAAUUAAUUUAUAUAAUCUUGUUCUACAUGUUUUAAACUGUUCUCAAAAUAAGCUUCAUAAUGUAGCAUAUAAAAAAAAAAUCAUGAAACUGUUUCAGCUAUGCAAAUAAAGUAUAUAUAAUUUGUUGGAUGUAUGUCUGAUAAAAAUGCCUGUAUUUUUUCCAUGCCAAGUACUCACAUUUAUAAUGCACUUAAUAAGCGUUAAGGUAAAAUGUAAGAAGUCAGUAUUGAUCAGAAUAUAUUUGUCUGUUUAUUUUGUUUUAGCCAAGCUUGCAAGAGAGCUUCCCUUGUGUUUCAGAAUAAUAAUAAUAAAAAAAAUCUCUCAACUG
Acipenser ruthenus (sterlet) is the source of this 4558-nucleotide messenger RNA. RefSeq names its product 3-ketodihydrosphingosine reductase. Gene Ontology annotation, molecular function: 3-dehydrosphinganine reductase activity. Gene Ontology annotation, biological process: sphingolipid biosynthetic process. Gene Ontology annotation, cellular component: endoplasmic reticulum membrane. Bases 218 to 1333 code for a protein of 371 amino acids. Lineage: Eukaryota; Metazoa; Chordata; Actinopteri; Acipenseriformes; Acipenseridae. The transcript is spliced from 10 exons. The record is from RefSeq and is a predicted model, not a curated record.